Kalmanozyma brasiliensis GHG001 is the source of this 1803-nucleotide messenger RNA. Its product is annotated as Major facilitator superfamily. Gene Ontology annotation, molecular function: basic amino acid transmembrane transporter activity. The coding region runs from base 1 to 1803 and encodes 600 amino acids. The record is from RefSeq and is a predicted model, not a curated record. The transcript has a single exon. NCBI's taxonomy places the organism in Eukaryota, Fungi, Basidiomycota, Ustilaginomycetes, Ustilaginales. Gene Ontology annotation, cellular component: fungal-type vacuole membrane. Gene Ontology annotation, biological process: basic amino acid transport; transmembrane transport.
AUGGCCAACGGCGCCUCGGAGAGAACUCCUUUACAGGCAUCGUACGGGAAUGGUGUUGACACUGGCAAGCCCAAGGGCGCAGCGCAGCCAACGUCGUACGGCUCUGUGCCCACCGAGACGGCUCAAGAUGAACCUUCGACCGCGAAUGGCGACACGAACGACAGGGACGAUGAAGCGGCGAUCGCAGAGCAGUAUCCACGAGGCAUCAAGUUCGCCGUCAUCAUCGCAAGUUUAUGGGUCGUCCUCUUCAUGGCCGCCCUCGACGGCACCAUCGUCGUGACCCUCAUCUCAUCCAUCUCGUCCUCCUUCAAGGCAUCCGAAAAAUCCGGCUGGCUGAGCACAUCGUACCUGCUCUCGGUAUGCGCCUUCUCAUCGAUCUACGGCCGACUGUCGGACAUCAUCGGGCGCAAAGGCGCGCUGCUGAUUGCGCUGAGUUUCUUCUCGCUCGGCACGUGUCUCUGUGCGGCAGCCAAGAGCAUGAACGCGCUGCUGGUCGCACGCUUCGUGGCCGGUAUCGGUGGCGGUGGGCUGUUGACCACGUCGUCGAUCUGCAUGACGGAUCUGGUGCCUUUGCGACAGCGUGGACUGUGGCAAGGGAUCACCAAUCUGCUCUUCGGAUCCGCGUCGGCCAUGGGCGGACCACUAGGCGGCUUCAUCAACGAUGCCUUUGGUUGGCGCACCGCCUUCGGUUUUCAAGUGCCCUUCCUCGCCGUGGGCGCCAUCUGCAUCGCGACGUUCGUCAACAUCCCUCUGGCUCAUUCCGAUCAGAGUUGGCAGAAGAAGCUCGGGCGAAUCGACUAUCUCGGCUCGCUAGGACUCAUCUCGUCGUCGAGCUGCUUGUUGCUCGCGAUGAGCUUUCUUUCCGGCUCGUUGCUGCCCUUCUCGCAUCCGUUGGUGUGGGGUUUCCUCCUCGGCUUCCUCGUCACCGCCAUCCUCUUUGUGCUGGUGGAAGGCUGGGUGGUGCGCGAGCCAGUGAUGCCGCUGUCUCUGCUGACGCGCAAGUCUCCGGCGUUGAUUGGGGCCUCCUACUUCCUCGGCAGCUUCGCCCACUUUUCGACCAUCUUCCACUUCCCACUGUGGUUUCAAUCCGUCCGCCUACAGAGCGCCUCGCAGGCGGGCCUGCAUCUGAUCCCCAUCUCCUUCUCUGCCGCAGCGGGCAGUUUGUGGGCGGGGCUAUACAUGAAGCGCACGGGGAAGUAUUGGCGAGCCAACGUCGUGUGCUGCAUACUCAACAUCGGUGCUACGCUCUACGCGUCGUUCUGGACGGAGUCGACGGGUGCUUGGUCCGAAUACCUCACGCUGUGCCCACAGGCGUUUGGCACAAGCGCAAUUUUCACCUUCAUGCUCAUCGGGCUCAUUGCGAGCGUCAGCAAGGACAAGGCAGCGGUGGCGACGGGGACGGUGUAUCUGUUCCGCAGCCUGGGCCAGGUCAUGGGCGUCUCGCUGUCAACGGCCAUGUUCCAGAUGCUCCUUCAGAGGGAGAUGUUCCGCAACAUCACACCGGAUCUACUGCCACAUCCCAAGGACGGGCUCGAAGGGGUCAAGAGGUUGGUGUCGGCUCUGAGACACGAUGCGUCGCUGGUACCAACGCUGCAGCCAGAGGUGCUGCGACACGCGGCGCAGAUGUCGUACAUGACGGCGAUCAAGUGGGUGUUUGCCAUGGUGACUGUGCUGAAUCUGCUGUAUCUGGCAGUGUGCUGGCCGGUAGAAGAGUACGAGCUGUCGGAUAAGCUGCCUGCUACAGCGCCAACCCAGAACGACGGACCUGCUCAGGACACUAGAUCGGACGAUUCAAGAGCAUAG